GUUUCUGUGAAGACGGGUAAUUAUUUCUUCCUUUAUUUUGCUGUGCAAGUUACCAAGAGAAGCAGCUUAAAACUAAAUGUGAGUAUUGAGGGCCCCAGCAGGAUGACCAGCAGUCACACAGACUGUCAUUUUUGCCUGCAGUCUCUCCGUGGCAGGAAAUAUGCACUAAGAGAAGAAAAUGCUUACUGUGUUCCGUGUUAUGACAGCCUGUAUGCCAACCCCUGUGAAGAGUGCAAGCAACCCAUUGAGUGCAACUCCAAGGAUCUGGCCUACAAAGGCCGCCACUGGCAUGAGGGAUGCUUCAGGUGUGCCAAGUGCAGUCGCUCACUUGUGGAGAAACCAUUUGCUGCCAAGGACGAGGUCUUGCUGUGUACCGAGUGCUACUCUGAUGAGUACUCGUCCAAGUGUUUCCACUGCCAGAAGACCAUUAUGCCUGGUUCACGUAAAAUGGAAUUUAAGGGAUGCUCCUGGCAUGAAUCCUGUUUCAUUUGCCAGUAUUGCCGGCAACCAUUGGGAACAAAACCAUUAAUCACCAAAGACAAUGAGAAUUACUGUGUGCCCUGUUUUGAGAAGCAAUUUGCUCAUCGUUGUUAUGCUUGCAAAAAGGUUAUAACUUCUGGAGGAGUGACCUACGAUGACCAGCCUUGGCACAAAGAAUGCUUUGUAUGUGCUAUGUGUAAAACUCAGCUGUCUGGCCAAAGAUUUAUUUCCAAAGAUGAGUACCCAUACUGUGUAGACUGUUUCAGCAAAUUUUGUGCCAAGAAGUGUGCUGCUUGCAAGAAACCUAUUACAGCUCUUGGAGGUGCCAAAUACAUAUCAUUUGAGCAGCAUCAGUGGCACGGGGAAUGCUUUACCUGCACAAAAUGCUCUGUCUCCCUGGUGGGCCAGGAAUUCCUCACUCAGCAGGAUGACAUCCUUUGCCACAAAUGUGGCUCUGCUUCAUAG
This is a messenger RNA of Cinclus cinclus, 945 nucleotides long. It is a transcript of the gene FHL5, whose product is annotated as four and a half LIM domains 5. Bases 103 to 945 code for a protein of 280 amino acids. The record is from RefSeq and is a predicted model, not a curated record. Gene Ontology annotation, biological process: positive regulation of transcription by RNA polymerase II. The transcript has 6 exons. Gene Ontology annotation, molecular function: transcription coactivator activity. Lineage: Eukaryota; Metazoa; Chordata; Aves; Passeriformes; Cinclidae. Gene Ontology annotation, cellular component: nucleus; Z disc.